This is a messenger RNA of Colletotrichum karsti, 957 nucleotides long. Its product is annotated as carbon-nitrogen hydrolase. The coding region runs from base 1 to 957 and encodes 318 amino acids. Lineage: Eukaryota; Fungi; Ascomycota; Sordariomycetes; Glomerellales; Glomerellaceae. Gene Ontology annotation, molecular function: hydrolase activity, acting on carbon-nitrogen (but not peptide) bonds, in linear amides. The transcript has 3 exons. The record is from RefSeq and is a predicted model, not a curated record.
AUGAACAACUCUCUCUCUCUCACACAUCUCAACGUCACCCCGACCUGCAUGAAACAAAUCGCCAACUUCACGCCCGCAGCUGUUGGUCAGAUAUGCUCGACCGCUUCGCUGUCGCAUAAUCUCGAGCAGUGCGUGAGGUUGGUGGCCAAGGCCGCCGUCGGUGGCGCAAAGGUCCUCUUCCUCCCCGAAGCCUCGGACUACAUCGCCUCGAGCCCGCAGGAAUCCCUCUCGCUCGCCCUCCCGCAGUCCACCUCACCCUUCGUCCUCGGCCUCCAAGAACAGGCAAAGAAACACAACCUCGCCAUCAACGUCGGCAUCCACGUCCCGGCGCCAGCCACCGCCGACUCCCCGACACCCGCAAAGCUCCUCAACCGCAGCCUCUGGAUCGACGCGGACGGCACCAUCAACCACGCCGCGACCUACGACAAGCUCCACCUCUUCGACUACGGGCCCCUCCGCGAGAGCGCGACGGUCCAGCCCGGGACCCGCCUCACGCCGCCGUUCCCCACCCCGGUCGGCCGCGUCGGCAGCCUCAUCUGCUUCGACCUCCGGUUCCCGGAGCCCGCGGUGGCCCUCGCGCACCCGGCGGCGUCGGCCCGCAGCCCGUUCCUCCCGGAGAACGGCGGGGCCGGCGCCGCGCAGGUGCUGCUGUACCCGUCGGCCUUCACGCCCAAGACGGGCGCGGCGCACUGGGAGACGCUGCUCCGGGCGCGGGCCGUCGAGACGCAGAGCUGGGUCGUCGCGGCGGCGCAGGUCGGCGCGCACAACGCGAGGCGCAGCAGCUACGGGCACAGCAUGGUCGUCGACCCGUGGGGGACCGUCAGGCUCGAGCUCGGCGGUGUGGACGCCGAGGGCAGGGCGGAGGAGGGCGCCGAGGGGGCGGUCGGGUUCGUCGACGUGGACUUGGAUGAGUGGUCGAGGGUCCGGGAGGGCAUGCCGUUGGUGAGACGCACGUGA